Molecule: messenger RNA, 438 nt
Organism: Aegilops tauschii subsp. strangulata
Lineage: Eukaryota; Viridiplantae; Streptophyta; Magnoliopsida; Poales; Poaceae
Source: RefSeq, a predicted model, not a curated record
AUGUCGUGCUGGCUCCGUGUUCGAGGACGAAGAGCAACCGCAGGCUGCGACGACGAGGCCGGCGUGGGACUAGGCGAGUCCGACUCGGAGGAGGCCGAGACAGAGCCUGUCGGCGAACUGGAGACCGAAGCAGGGCUGGUCGGGGCAGGUGACAGCACUGCCGGGCCAGUCAAGGCGGCGGCCGGCGAGCCCAGCACCAGUCCAGGUGAGGCGGCGGCCGGCGAGCCUAGCAGCGACCCAGGCGAGAUAGAGGCCCGCGAGCCGGGUGAGGCCAAAGCCGGCCCAGGCGAGCCAGGCGAGGCGGGUGCACGUGCGUCGGGCGAGACCAGCGCUGGCCCAGUCGAGACGGCGACCCGCGAGCCAGGCACGGGCGCAUGUGUGUCGGGCGAGCCGGGCACCCGCGAGGCAGCCUCCACAGAUGAGGCGGUAGCGGGUUGA